Chironomus riparius is the source of this 780-nucleotide messenger RNA. The record is from the annotation of a GenBank genome assembly. Lineage: Eukaryota; Metazoa; Arthropoda; Insecta; Diptera; Chironomidae.
UAAAAGUAGAACUGUUUUAAAUAAGAUUGAAGUUUUUUAAGUGAAUUUAAGCUCGUCUUCAACAUGAAACUCUUGAUCGUUCUCAUCAUCUACAGCACAUCAGCUUUUGCUGGUCCUUUGUCUCCAAAUGAAGCAAACUUUGUCAAAUCAGUGUGGGAUCAUGUCAGACACAAUGAAACUGACAUGUUCUGUUCAAUUUUAAAUCAAUUUCCAGAUAUCCAAGCUAAAUUUCCUCAAUUUGAAGGAAAGGAUCUAAACAGCAUCAGAAACACAACUGAAUUUAUUACACAAGCUGUAAGAACCUUUACGUUCUUCUCGAAUAUUAUCGAUCUCUCUGAUAAUCCAGUAAAUAUUCCUACAAUUACUAUUCUUCUUAAAAAUUUGGGAGUCAGCCAUAGAAGAUAUGGAGUUACAACAGCACAAAUGAAUGAGUUUAAUUAUGGAAUUGUUUCAUAUUUAAAUGUCAGUUUCAAUACUAAUCCUAAUAAUUCAUGGAAUGAUGUUGUCGCAGCUGCUUGGACUAAUGCUCUUGAUAAUAUUUUUGGUUCUGUUUUUCAAAAUCUUUAAACAACUUUAACCCAUAACCCGAAUAACACGAGUCGGUUAAUCGAAUAAAAAUCCGGAGCCUACCCGACAUGAAUCAAGAAUGGUGUGUGAUUUAAAUCCAGGACCAUGCCAGAGUCACACCAGCUUAGUGCCGGAUUUCUGUUUGAUUAACCGACUUGUGCCAUUCGGGUAAGCCAAUAAAGUGAAUAAAUUGUCAAACUGUCAUUAAACCUU